UUCUUGCGCGAAAAUGGUCUUAUUCUGGCACUUCGUAGUUUUACCGCUGCUUUUUCCGGUCGUCGCAUAUCUUGUAUUUCGUUGGCGGAAUCGUCGUUUCGAUCGCGUUUCGACUGAUCUAGACGGACCGAAGCAAUUCCCAUUCAUCGGAUGUGGUCAUCUAUUCAUUGGCAAGAGCAACGAAGAACAGUUCGCCAUCCUAAAUGACAUCACCAAAACGUAUCCUUCACCGUGCCGGGCCUGGCUAGGUCAUCUGUUUCUAGUGUUCAUCGAUAACCCGGAGGACAUGCAAGUUGUGCUGAAUUCGCCAAAUUGUCUGGAAAAGGCAGACGUCUAUCGAUUCUUCCGCUGCGAAAAGGGCUUAUUUUCGUCACCAGCGAGUGUUUGGAAAGUUCACCGGAAACUGCUAUCGCCGUGUUUUAGUCCGGUUAUUUUGGCCAGCUUUGUGUCAAUAUUUAAUGCGAAAAGUGCAAUUUUAGUGCAAAGAAUUGAGAAGCAUCUGGGACAGAAAGUGUUCAAUAUCAACGAAGAUAUUGCAAGGUGUACUUUAGAUAUGAUUUGCGCUACGACUUUGGGGGCCAACAUGGAUUUGCAGAGCGAUGAAGGAACUGAAUACAUAAAAACAGUCGAAGAAUUAUGUGAGCUAAUGAAUCAGCGCGUGUACAAGGUCUGGUUGCACCCAGAUUUCAUCUACGAAAAAACCAAAUACUUUCGAUCUGAGAAGGAGAAUUACGAGAAGGCUUACAAAAUGUCACGAAAAGUUUUGAAACUUAAGAAAGAAGAAAGAAGUAAGUCGAAAAGCUCCGUGGUAGUUGUUGAAAACCACAAAAAACCUCAGAUAUACAUUGAUCAAAUUCUGCGACUGGCAGAAGAGACUGAUAUUUUUGAUGAUGCUGCCAUUCGGGAUGAGCUGGACACUAUUAUCGCAGGCGGUAAUGAGACAUCCGCUCUGACCCUCUCACAUGUGAUGCUGAUGCUGGCCAUCCACGAAGACAUUCAACAAAAAGUGUAUAAUGAAAUCGUGAAUGUCAUCGGAUCAAGUGACCCAUCUAGACCUGUGCACAAUGAACACCUUGCGCAUUUGAACUAUACCGAGAUGGUCAUCAAAGAAACAAUGCGUCUGUUUCCGGUUGGACCCGUAAUUGGUAGAACGUGCACCGCACCUACCAAGAUAUCAAAAACUACGCUUCCCGCAGGUACCACCAUCAUAUUGGGGGUAUUUAAUGUCCAUCGCAAUGCUAAGUACUGGGGCCCACAGGUGGAAAGAUUCGAUCCGGAAAAUUUUCUGCCGGAACGAGCAGCGCAACGUCAUCCGUACACUUACCUACCGUUCAGCGGUGGACCUCGGAACUGCAUCGGCUACAAAUAUGGACUCAUGUCGAUGAAGAUCAUGAUGUGCCAUCUCCUGCGGACAUACCGCUUCCGGUCCCCACUGAAAAUGGAAGAGCUACAGUUAAAUAUGAGUAUCACAUUAAAAAUUGCGAACAAACAUCUGGUACAGAUUGUGAAAAGGCAAUCGUUCUGUCUGUUUCAACUCUUCUUCUACCAAGCCAAUCUAGAAGGACCGAAGCAAUACCCAUUCAUCGGCUGUGGUAAUUUAUUCAUCGGCAAGAGCAACGAAGAACAAUUCGCCAUCCUAAAUGACAUCACCAAAACGUAUCCUUCACCGUGCCGAGCCUGGUUGGGUCAUCAGUUUCUGGUGUUCAUCGACAACCCGGAAGACUUACAGGCAACGAAGGAACUGAAUACAUCAAAACUGUCCAAGUUUCAAUCUCACGCUUCCGGCAGCUUGGCCAUGUGGAAUAUGGCGUUUGUGUACCUGAGCGCGGUGCUGAUCGUACUCGCUGCGUACUACCGAUGGUCCCGCCGGAAGAUGCUGGCCGAUGUGGCUAACAUGAGCGGACCGCCGGCGUUGCCCCUGUUUGGACAUCUGUACUUGCUGCUGAAGUACACAUCAACAGAGGCAAUCUUCCAAAAUCUGAAAAAAAUCAGCAGCGCUUACCCAUCCCCACUCUGUAUCCACUUGGGGCAUCUGUUACAUAUUGCCAUCUACAAACCUGAGGAGGUGCAGAUUGUUCUGAAUUCACCUAAUUGCCUAGGAAAGCCGCUACAGUAUAAUUUUUUCCGCGUCAGUAAAGGUCUUUUCUCCGCUCCCGCUCAAAUUUGGAAAGGACAGCGGAAAAUUUUGAAUGUUUCAUUCGGACCAGCCAACCUCAACAGUUUUGCGGCAAUUUUCAACGAAAAGAGUGCCAUUUUUACAGAGCUGAUGGAAAAACACGUUGCGAAAGGGGAACGUAAUUACAAUCACGAAAUCGCCCUAUGCAUGCUGGAUACAAUUUACUCUACCGCCUUCGGACUAAACUUUGACAUGCAGCGAACGCCGGAUGGAGAGUUUUAUCUAGGGUUGCAAGAAGAGUUCAUGGAUCUCGUAACUAAACGAGUUUUCUCACCUUCUAUGUACCCGGAGUGCAUCUACCGACUCACCAAAGCGUACAAAAGAGAAAUGAAAAUCCUUUACGAUGCUCGACAACUUACAACGAAAGUGAUGCAGGCGCGAAAAGCUGACGAAUUGUUAUCCACACAGUUCGGUACGAAACAGCCCGAAGCAGAUCUAGAUGGCAAGAAACCACAAAUUUUCCUUGACAAACUUUUGGAACUGGCGAGGGAAAACAAUCAGUUAACCAAAGAGGAUAUUCCGGAGCAUCUGGAUACGAUUAUAUUUGCGGGGAAUGACACAACUGCAACUACCAUGGGUAAUCUAUUGCUGAUGUUGGCGAUCUAUCCCGAUAUACAAGAGCGAGUCUAUCAGGAAAUCAUGCAAGCUUGCCCCGAAGAAAAUCAAUUUGUGUCAAUAGAAGACGUUGCUAAGCUGUCUUAUACAGAGAUGGUUUGCAAGGAAACUAUGAGAUUGUUCCCGGUGGGCCCUCUCAUUGGUCGGAUAGCAACCAGUGAUAUUAAGCUAGAUGAUCGUAACACAAUUCCCGCCAACACAGUAGUAUUAUGUGGCAUCUACCAACUGCACAUGGACCCAGAGCAGUGGGGUCCGGAUCCGGAACAAUUUAAUCCGGAUCAUUUUCUGCCGGAAAAUGUAGCUCAGAGGCACCCCUAUGCUUACCUUCCGUUCAGUGGCGGACCACGAAACUGUAUAGGCAUCCGGUAUGCGUGGUUGUCGAUGAAGAUUAUGAUAGUACAUUUGCUGCGAAAAUAUCGUCUAACAACAUCGCUUACGAUGGAUGAUAUCACUAUUAAGUUUUCGAUUAUCAUGAAAAUCACAAACGGUUGUCGGAUUGCACUGGAAAAAAGGCGGUAACCUUCGGAGGCACGGAGUUCCUAAUAAAUACGAGAGGAUAAAAUGAAAAAAAACUGCAUAGCUUGCUGCACCUUUGCAUUAUUCCCAUGUUGUCAUCGUUGUGCUUGAUCUCGAAGUGCACUCUAAUGAGAGUAGACUAUCAUACUUCUACUGUUAUUUCGGAACGAAUCUUCUCAACACCAACAGAUGGAGAUGGCUUUUGGUGACGGUUUUAGCAAAUAUUAUUUAAUCU
Molecule: messenger RNA, 3542 nt
Organism: Topomyia yanbarensis
Lineage: Eukaryota; Metazoa; Arthropoda; Insecta; Diptera; Culicidae
Exons: 11
Coding region: 14-3310 (1098 amino acids)
Molecular function (GO): oxidoreductase activity, acting on paired donors, with incorporation or reduction of molecular oxygen; monooxygenase activity; heme binding
Source: RefSeq, a predicted model, not a curated record